Cylindrotheca closterium is the source of this 474-nucleotide messenger RNA. NCBI's taxonomy places the organism in Eukaryota, Bacillariophyta, Bacillariophyceae, Bacillariales, Bacillariaceae. The record is from the annotation of a GenBank genome assembly.
AUGUUCAACUUUCACAAGAUUGCAACCUACUAUAGCACACUAGUCAUGACCUUGAUUGGUGGGACCUUUAUUCGGUCACCCAAUUUACUAUUGGAUGCCUUUGCAGUUUUGCCUAGACACCAGGAACAACAGACGUUGGCCUUGGAGGGCAUGGAUCCUGUGUAUCAAUUGGCCUACAAAUUAGCGUUUGCCAGUCAUUUGGUGGUGGGAGUACUCGGACUAUAUUCUAUCCUAUUGCAUAAUCAUUCAAUCCUGCAUCGACGCAUGGUACUCUUGAGUUUUGGAGUUCAUCAAGCUAUAUUUGCAUGGGCUUGUCGACCCACCAUGCCAGUGAAAUGGCAGGAAGUCUAUUUGUUGCCAGUCUAUGUGAACAUACUAUUGACGGUACUAUUGGUAUUGAUCAUGCCAGAAUCCAAACAAGAACUACCGAGUUUGAAGCGGCGGCGACAAAAAGUCAAGAAUAAAAAUACCUGA